This is a messenger RNA of Limulus polyphemus (Atlantic horseshoe crab), 1742 nucleotides long. Its product is annotated as guanylate cyclase 32E-like. The transcript is spliced from 10 exons. The record is from RefSeq and is a predicted model, not a curated record. Gene Ontology annotation, molecular function: ATP binding; protein kinase activity; guanylate cyclase activity. Lineage: Eukaryota; Metazoa; Arthropoda; Merostomata; Xiphosura; Limulidae. Gene Ontology annotation, biological process: intracellular signal transduction; cGMP biosynthetic process; protein phosphorylation. The annotation marks the transcript as partial.
GCGUUUUUUUUUUCCUCUGGCUACAGGACGUUCUGAAAAACAAGGAUCUGGACUUGGACAACAUGUUCGUAGCGUCAUUAGUUGCUGACCUUAUUAAGGGUAUGAUUUACCUCCACGAGAGUCCCAUUGUUUCACACGGCAACUUGAAGUCGUCCAACUGCCUGGUCGAUACUCGCUGGGUUUUACAGAUCACAGACUUCGGUCUGCACGAGUUCCGCGAAGGACAGGAAUUGUCUGUGAGCCAGGCAAGAAAACGUGAAAGAGGUCUUCUUUGGAGGGCUCCAGAGCUGCUGAGAAUGCUUAAUCCUCCCGCUAGAGGGACUCAAAAAGGAGACGUUUAUUCUUUUGCUAUUAUUUUGUACGAAAUUGUUGGUAAAAUGGGACCUUGGGGACCAAUAGCCCCCCCUGAAAAAGGUAUCAUUGAAAGAGUCAUGAAUACCCACCUGUACGACCAAAAUCUGUUCAGACCACCGUUAAGCGAACUCGGGCAUUGUUCUGACUACAUUAUUCGAUGUAUGGAAGAAUGCUGGGAUGAAAAUCCAGACAACAGACCAGAUUUCCGUCUGAUCAAUCAGAAACUAAGAGAUAUGCAGGCUGGUCUGAAGAAUAACAUUUUCGAUAAUAUGAUGGUUAUGAUGGAAAAAUAUGCCUACAAUUUAGAAGGUUUGGUCCAGGAGAGAACUUAUCAGCUGAUGGAAGAGAAGAAGAAAACGGAAAACUUACUUGCCCGAAUGCUGCCGAGACCAGUAGCAGAACAGCUGAAACGUGGAGAACAGGUGGAAGCCGAGAGUUUCGAGUAUGUCACCAUCUAUUUCAGCGACAUUGUAGGUUUCACCGCUCUUUCAGCUGUCAGCACACCUUUACAGGUUGUUGACCUGCUGAAUGACCUCUACACAUGUUUUGAUUCUAUCAUCGGCAACUAUGACGUUUAUAAAGUAGAGACAAUUGGGGAUGCGUACAUGGUUGUAAGUGGGCUACCUUUGAGGAAUGGAGACAAGCAUGCUGGUGAAAUCGCUUCCAUGGCAUUACAUCUUUUAGGGAAGAUCCAAAACUUUGAAAUAAGGCACAGAAAAGGAGAGCAUUUGAAACUAAGGAUUGGCAUUCAUUCUGGUCCGUGUGUGGCAGGCGUGGUUGGACUAACGAUGCCCAGAUAUUGUUUAUUUGGGGACACAGUCAACACAGCUUCCCGGAUGGAGUCCUCUGGGGAAGCGUUAAAGAUUCAUGUAAGUGAGGCAACGAAGACGAUCCUCGACAAAAUUGAUGGCUACAUUUGUGAAGAAAGAGGACUGAUAAAAGUAAAGGGAAAAGGUGAAAUGCGUACCUAUUGGCUGUUGGGGAAGACAAGAUCACAAGCUCCAGAUUUUAAUGAGUGCACUUAUGAAGAAAAGGUAAACAGUUCUGGUGUAUCUACAAGUGGAGGUAACAUAAAUAAAGAAUCCGACGUUGCGGGGAAUUCACCUAUUCACUCGUCUCAGUAUUCUCCAAAUUUGAGACAAUUGUUUGAUAAGGAAACGGUAAAAAAAGAAGACAGGACCAUUGGAAGUGAAACAUAUGACAGGGAAAUGGUUAGUCAUGAGUAUAGCAGCUGCUUAACCCUGUUUCAGGAAUGUAAAAUGACGCUACUGGGAGAUUUUCGACACAGUGGUCGAUCUUCAAACAAGGGCUACAGAUCUGCACCGAUAAUCUCACUAACCGAGAAAACGUGUGAAGAUGUGUGUGAACGAUUUGUGAAUAAGGAGUGA